Messenger RNA from Rotaria sordida, 552 nucleotides. The record is from the annotation of a GenBank genome assembly. NCBI's taxonomy places the organism in Eukaryota, Metazoa, Rotifera, Eurotatoria, Philodinida, Philodinidae.
AUGUCAUUAUGUUUAUCUCUAUGUCGACAACAAAUUAUUCGAUAUCGUUUGAAUAAUUAUUUUAAUCUACGAUCAAUUAUUAUAUAUCAACGAAAAUUUUCAUCUCAUUUGAGUGAUUCGAAUGUUAAUCCCAAUCUUCCAUUACUCGAUCAUAGUCAUCAUGAACUUGUUAAACGUAUUAAAAAUCUUUUAAUUAAUGUUCAAACUGAUUUAACACUUUUAUCUGCUCCUGAUAAGAAACUUCUUAAUGAAGCUCAAACAAAUAUUGAAUCAAUAUUUUUACUUGUUGUUGUUGGUGAAUUUAAUUCUGGUAAAUCUCAAUUUAUAAAUACAUUACUCGGUGAAAAAGAAAUAUGUCCAACUGGUGUUUUACCUACAACUGAUAUUAUACAAAUACUUAAAUAUGGAACAAAACGUAAAGAUGUUAUCGAAUCUGAUCAUAUUAAAUCAAUAUAUUUACCAAAUGAAUGGUUAAAACAAACAAAUAUUGUUGAUACACCCGGUACAAAUGCCAUUCUUCAAACACAUCAACAAAUUACUGGUAUGUAUUAA